GGGGGCUCAAGUUUAUUCUUAGUCUCAGCUCCGUCCUGUCUGCGGCUCUUCACUUUUCGCCCUCGGCCUUGCCUUCUUUGCUUUCUGGUGUUGCUCUUUUUCUUCCACGCUCUUGCCCCCAACCUUUCACUUUAGAUUUGCUCUGACGACACUGCGGGUCAUUUUGGGUUUUGGCCUCGACUCGCGGCGGUUGGCUUUUCUUCCUCCAUCCUUUUGUCGGAGGUUCUGCCGCUGCGCGAUGGGCAAGACAGAGUUGCGCUCCGUGUGCAAAAGCUUCCUGGACUGUCUGUGCCUCUGCUUGUCGCGAGGAAGUGGCAAAGCGGCGGCCGACACCAACCGAGACACCGAGAACGGCCACCUGGUCUACAAAAACGGAGACGUCCUGGACGAACGAUAUGAGAUCCUGGACACGCUGGGCGAAGGGACAUUUGGCAAGGUGGUGCAAUGUUUGGACCACAGCAGCGGGCGUCCGAUUGCUCUGAAGAUUAUUAAGAACAUUGACAAGUACAGAGAAGCGGCCAAACUGGAGAUAAACGUGCUGGUGAAAAUUAGCCGCAAAGAUCAGCACAAAUUAUAUCACUGCGUGCAGAUGCUGGACUGGUUCAACUUCUUUGGCCACAUGUGCAUCUCCUUUGAGCUCCUGUCUCUGAGUACCUUUGACUUCCAGAAAGGCAACAACUUCCUGCCUUACCCUAUCCACCACAUCCGACACAUGGCUCGGCAGAUCUGCCGCGCCGUCUGCUUUCUCCAUGACAACAGGCUGACUCACACCGACCUGAAGCCAGAGAACAUCCUCUUUGUCAACUCUGACUAUUCUGUCAUAUACAACGCUGACAAGAAGUGCAACGAGAAGCGAGUCAACGACAGCACGGUGCGCUUGGUGGAUUUUGGCAGUGCCACUUUUGACCUCGAGCACCACUCAAGCGUCAUCUCCACGCGCCACUACCGAGCCCCCGAGGUCAUCCUGGAGCUGGGCUGGAGUCACCCUUGCGAUGUGUGGAGCAUAGGCUGCAUCCUGUUUGAGUACUACAAAGGAUUUACGCUCUACCAGACUCAUGACAACAAGGAGCAUCUUGCCAUGAUGGAGCAUGUCCAUGGGCCGAUUCCUCAGAGAAUGGUUCAAAGGAGCAGGAAGCAGAUCUAUUUCCACUCUGGCCGCCUCAACUGGAAUGAGUGCACCAAGUCUGGACGCUACGUCAAAGCCAGGUGCAAGCCUUUGCGGAAGCACCUGCUAUCACAGGGCAGGGAACACCAUCAGUUUUUUGACCUUCUGGAGAGGAUGCUGGAGUACGAGCCUUCCAAACGCAUAUCUCUCUCCUCUGCUUUGAGCCACCCUUUCUUUCUGCAACCCCAACAGUCAGCAAGGGCUCGGACGUCUCGAAAUAGCUGCAACAUGGGCCCGUGAUUUCAACCUGAAUGCGUAAACAGCACCUUGAGAGCAGUCUGUUGAUUGGUUAAGCAACAGCAGAAGUGGCACAGGACUGCCGCCAUGUUGCGAUAUGUACGUAUGUAGCGGACGUUUUUCCACUCUCCCGCGUGCGGCGGGAUCAACAGCCAGGUCAGGGUUAAGAGAGCUGAGCCAUGGCGUGGACAAAGGAACUGUAGCGCUUUUGAACGCUUGUAGCAGCAAUUCUGCGUGAAGGUUAUUGGAGGGGCGGCCACCAGAUCUUGCAGAUGCCCCUGUUUGUGUAUUUAAUACACUGUAGAACACUUAAUGUCUCUCAAUAAAGGUAGAAGCUCCCUCGAGUUGGAGAAAACCUCCCCGUCUGUCUUGACUUGCUGGACCCUUUGAACCCAAACCUGGACCACCGCUGACAAUGAGACCAAAACGACCCUGGAGCCUGGAUACACUCAAACGCUUGGAGCGCACUACCCCAAGAACUGUUAGAACCAGAUGGAACGAGAAGCUUCGGAACAUGGAAUGUCUUGGACAGUGACACGACUCAAAACCGGGACCACUUGAAUCCAGAACUAAUGUGAGUAGGACACACUUGAGGAUGAGAUUCUCAAACUAUAAGAAAAACUCAUCAAAGUUAUUUUAACAACCUUUGCUAGGUUAAUUCUAACUAGCGUAAUGGAAAGCAUUCACAUUUAGUAGCAAUAGUGACUAGUCAAAAGAAUACGGACAUCCUUGACACUGCGAGAGUUGCCAUAAUUUUCUCCCAAGUGCUUGCAAGGUUCUAGAUCAAUACUUUGUUUUGAACCUGUUUUCCUCCUCAAGAUUCAACUCUUCUGCUUUUUUUCAAUUGUCGUCUGCAAGCUUGUAGAAGUGGAGCAUUUUGAUGGAGUGCAGAGAGAGCUGUCAAGGCUGCCAGUGUGUGUUCUUGCCUCCAACCUCGCUCAAUUUACGUGCGUGCGAGCAUGCGUGGGAGGCUGCUACGCUUAUCUGCUUGUCAUCUUGUCCCGGCAAUUUUCUGAUUUCAAGUGAGUACAGUGAUGCCUUGAGAUACAGGUUCAACUCUUGACUCAAAACACAAGUAUUGCAAAUUUACUUACUGGAAGGGAUUGAAUGCAAAUGUUUUUGAAUUUUCUGAAGCGCCCCGUGACGCCACUUUCUUUUAAUUUUAUUUGCGCUUUUAUCCAUUAUUUACCAAUGCCCAAGAAUUGCUUAGGUGAUGCCAUCUUGGUGGCAAAAACUGAAACUGCGUUGUCAGGGGAGGAGCUUCAUUCAUACAGUCCGUCGAUAAGAGUGCUUUGUUGCCCUCUUGUGGCAUUGAUAGGCAAUUAUCAACCCUUUAUUGUUGUUUAUAACUUCAAAAUAAUCUGCAAAAAAUGCGUGACUAUGAAUAUGCAGGAAUUGCACGUGCUUGUAAUGUGCGCUUUGCUGUGUCAUGCUCGCCUCACUCAGCACGUGUGCCAUGUCGUGUGGCGUGUCAGCGCAAGCUAAGUCACCUUAAGGCGCUAACAUCAGUUAGCCUUCUUAUUCUUCAAUCCUCAUACAGUGGCCUCCUCACAUCAUAUGUUAUAUGUAGACUUUUAUGCUUCAUGUGUUGGACCCUGAUCCAUAGGAGAAUCAUUUAAGUGGCUCUUUUUAGUGCACUCAGAUGGAAAGCUGUGACUUUACACUCGCACGGAUCAAUCGUAUGCAAUGACCUCACUUUGUGGCCAUCAAGGUCGAGCGGUGGGGUCCACGGGGCCGAGCCGAUGCUUCACAAAGCGGCCUGCCGGCAUCGGCAGGCGUGACAUCAUCCCUCCGUGUUUCUUUUUAAGCCUUCCAACCGGGCACGUGAGUCACGGGGAAGCUUGACCUGUCGUGCCUAACAAGAUCUCCCUCAUUAAGAGCUAAUCCUCGCAGGAGAGUGGCGUGCUGAACGAAAAGAAGAGGAAGGCUCGCCUCUUGCAAGAGAGAAAACACUAGGGAGGAAGCAAGAGAAUCGUUGAAAAGAAAUCCCGCUCCAAGCCUUUCUGCCAACGUGGACCGCUGACCUUCAACCACCGGUCUCCAGCUGAUUUAUGAUACUGUCCGAGAGCAUGCGCUGAUUCCCGAAUGUGACUCGUCACAUCCGCAUGGCAUGACUGAAGGAGAGAAGCGCCACAGCACAGCUCUCUGUCAGCACUUGUAAAUAA
Messenger RNA from Syngnathus typhle (broad-nosed pipefish), 3567 nucleotides. RefSeq names its product CDC-like kinase 2b (gene clk2b). Gene Ontology annotation, biological process: regulation of RNA splicing; protein phosphorylation. Lineage: Eukaryota; Metazoa; Chordata; Actinopteri; Syngnathiformes; Syngnathidae. The record is from RefSeq and is a predicted model, not a curated record. The transcript has 12 exons. Gene Ontology annotation, cellular component: nucleus. The coding region runs from base 239 to 1405 and encodes 388 amino acids. Gene Ontology annotation, molecular function: ATP binding; protein tyrosine kinase activity.